AUGGCGGAACCACCCAGCGCAGAUGAGCUGGAAGCAUACCAGAUGUUCCGUGGAGGAUGGUUUGCCAGCGAUCGCGACUACAGCAUGCAAGUCACGGCGUCUUGGCUCGUGCAAAAGAACUUUCAACCCAGGGACAAGGAUAUUGAGGAAGCCUACAUGUACGGCGUUGCUCGGGCCCUUCGUACGUUUGCCUGUGAGGUCCCGGUAGCUAUCGACUUUCUGCUCCAAACAUUCAAGAAGGCGACAGAGCAUUUCCCAACAAGUGGUCGCGAUGGGACUCAAGAGCCUAUGGGAAAAGAAUGUGCUAGGUUUCUGUUGUCGUGCGAGAUCGACAAUUGGGUAGAAUUUGACGACUAUGGUGCCCUACUCUCCUACAAUGGAUAUAACGGAGAGCUGGACCAGGCCGGCAACGCCCCUUCUCAAGAUAUUUCAAACCCGAGCUUCUCCGUUGCAGAAGUCAAUGAAAAACUUAACCAGCCCUCGAUGUUCAUGACUAUUACUCCGGAAUAUCUUGUCGACGAGAUCUUUGACGAGGAUCCAGAAGAUCCUGGUCCACUUGAGUUUGAAAGCGAGGUUAAAUUUAUCGGUGGCAGCCUUUUUCUGCGCGCAUAUGCAGGAACCUUUGAAAAGAAACUUCAGCAACAAGGGAGGUUGAAGAAGCUUGAACGCUACAAAGAGUUGUUUUCUCAGGGCCUCAUCACUGGCAACGACGUGCACAUUCCCAACACCUUCGCUGUCAAGGCGAACACCGAGCUGGUACUCCGCAACCUCCGCAACGGCCCACGAGACGAGACAAGCGAGGAGCUAUUCAAGUCCACUGAGUGGGUGAGCUUUUAG
Aplosporella prunicola CBS 121167 is the source of this 837-nucleotide messenger RNA. RefSeq lists its product as uncharacterized. The transcript is spliced from 3 exons. NCBI's taxonomy places the organism in Eukaryota, Fungi, Ascomycota, Dothideomycetes, Botryosphaeriales, Aplosporellaceae. The record is from RefSeq and is a predicted model, not a curated record. Bases 1 to 837 code for a protein of 278 amino acids.